ACAGAUCGAGAAAUAUAAGGCUCUACUAUCCUGUAAUAUAGUGCGCUUAGCUGAUGAAUUUGAAUGACAGUUCGUUUUUACGACUUCGCUGACCUUGAAAAAUUUAUUAACUUGUGUGUAUUCAAAUAUUCGGCAACAUUUAUGAUAAAGAAUAUAUUAUUCGUUGUACUGUCAUACGUCACGUACUCUGAGUCCGGGGCAUCACUAACUUGCCGUGUUGCACAGUUUUGUUGUACAGUAAAAACAUUAGUGUGCUUUGUAUCAGGUGGUUAUAAUGCUGUGGAAUUAUGAGAUAUGCGCAUGUACAGUGCUAGACUAGAAUUAAACAAUCGUUUACUGUUACUUUUAACAUAACAUGUCGUUACACGAGGGGAGUUCAUUUAUAUCCCGUAUAAUUGCCCAUCGUGAAGAAAUGAAUAUGAAUGAUUUGGAAAUUCACUACUUGACCCCAGAAGAGCGUCAGUUGCUGGUAGAUAUCCGACUACGGAAAGCAGAAUUACAAAGUGAAAUAAAGCAACUGCAAGAUGAAAUUGCAGAAGUCACUGCAGAGAUGGAGAAGCUUGAAGCACAAGAGGAAAGUAAAACCAAUACAAAAACAAAGCAGCUAUCUAUAGGGAAGAAGAAAUUUAAUAUGGAUCCCAAAAAGGGUAUUGAAUAUCUUGUUGAACAUGGGCUGCUACAAAACACAGCAGAAAAUGUUUCUCAGUUUCUCUACAAGGGAGAAGGACUGAACAAAACAGCCAUAGGAGAAUACUUAGGAGAGAGGAAUGAUUUCAACAUGAAAGUUUUGGAUGCAUUUGUGGAGCUCCAUGAUUUUACAGAUUUAAUUCUGGUGCAGGCCUUGAGACAGUUCCUGUGGAGCUUUCGUCUUCCUGGAGAAGCUCAGAAAAUUGACAGGAUGAUGGAAAAAUUUGCUCAAAGAUAUUGUCAAUUAAACACAGAUGUUUUUAGUAAUAUUGAUACGUGCUAUGUCCUCUCCUUUGCCAUCAUCAUGUUAAACACAUCACUGCACAAUCCUAGUGUAAAGGAAAAACCAUCAGUGGAACAGUUUAUCAAUAUGAAUCGAGGCAUCAACAAUGGAGAAGACCUUCCUCGAGAACUAAUAGUGAGUCUAUAUGAUAGCAUUAAACAGGAGCCUUUUAAGAUUCCAGAAGAUGAUGGAAAUGAUUUGAUGCAUACAUUCUUUAACCCAGACAGAGAGGGCUGGCUAUGGAAACAAGGAAGUUCAAAACUCAGUGGUCGCUACAAAAGUUGGAAACGACGAUGGUUUAUUUUGAAUGACAACUGUUUAUACUAUUUUGAGUACACCACUGAUAAAGAGCCACGUGGAAUCAUACCUUUGGAAAAUGUUCAGGUGCGAGAGGUUGUGGAUCGAAAUAGAGCCAAUAGUUUUGAGUUAUUUUCAACAGGCAGUGACAUUAUUAAAGCAUGUAAGACAGAUUCAGAAGGGAAGGUUGUAGAAGGAAAACACACAGUUUAUCGCAUGUCGGCUUCUACUCCUGAGGAAAUGGCAGAAUGGAUCAAAUGUAUACGGCAAAGCAUCAGUCAUAACCCUUUCUAUGACAUGCUUAGUGCUCGCAAAAAGAAAGCACAGCAUAUAUAAAGGAAAACUGCUUACAGUAGAAGAAAUAUUUAAUAAAAGAAUGUUGUAGUUAACUUCUGAAGUUUUUUUCCCUAUGAAAUCAAGAAUUUAUUCUACUUUUGACAUAGAGGAGUGAACAUGAUUGUAACUCAGUUGAUAGGGAGAGGAAGAAAAUUGCGAUCACUGACUAAGAAGGAAGAGAAUAGAUAAACUUGUUUUAUAGUGCACCUUUAAUAAAAAAAGUUUUUGGAGAGUAACUAAAGAAAAUAAAACAUUUUGCUGGACAUUGCUCAGUAACAAACAACAGAAGAGUUUUUUUUAAUAAAGAAAAACAAUCAUGCAUCCUUGAAAAUAGAAUUAUGAACAGGAUACAGGAGAAAGAUAUCAGUGGCUUUAAGAGCAAGAAAAAAUUUAACAAUAGGUAGUAGAAAAAUGCUGUUAUUUAUCAUUUCUUUUGUUAAAAAAAGUAAUUUUGUGGACAUUACCCAAGUAGGGGAAUUGGAGAAAAACCUAUCUAAGGUUGCUUCUAGUUACAUGAAGUUUGAACAGUAAGUAGUCCAUGAGUGAAAAGAUUAGAAAUAUAAAGACUGUUUUUCAUUUUAUGUGAAACUGCACUUUUGUAUUCAAGUUUGCAGAAGGUCCCUGUAAAGAUUAGUGAGCUGUGCCCAUUAAACAAAUAUACAGUUUGUACUAAUAGUAGUAACUUGUGUUAAAAAAUGAUUGGUGGUGAACACUUGCUGUAUUCCAGGAAAUGUGGUUAGUCGGUAGCAGCAACUGGACAACAAUCAACCAAACCACUUCUGUUUUACUGGAAAAUAAGUAUGAGUAAGAAGCUUGACAAUGACAAGUUUUUCCUUUUUCUAAGGAUCAUUAAUCACUAGAAAUGAACCAGUAAUGUACUGUGAUUUGUUUAAAAGAAUUUCUUUUUCACAAACUAAUCAUAUGAAAUCAUUUUCAAAGUAGUUUAAUAAUUUCCGAAACAUUAUUAUUGUGUUUAUAUCUUUUUUUUUCUUAUAUCGAUAGUGGUUUAUAGAACAUUGAUUAGAUGUGAUAUUAUAUUUAUAUAUAUUUCAAGUAAUCAUGUCCAUUUUGUAGUGCGAUGUAACCUGUGUGUAUAUAUAAAUACUCAUAUUUAAUAGUUUGGGGAGAAGAAUAAAAGCAUACUCUAAAAAUAUCAGUAACCUGCUUACAAGUAUUUGUUUGCUAAGAAAUUCUGUAUUAUAAAAAAAAUUUUUUUUUCUUUAUUAACAAUUAAUUUAAAGUUCGUAUUUGUUUUCUGGAAUUAUAGACUAAUGGAUAUCUGGAAAGAGAAAAAUAUUAAAAUAUCUUAUAAGGUAUAAAAAUGAAAAAUAUUGAUGAAUAAUUUAAUAUGUAAAAAAUAUUUCUAGUCUUGUCCAAAAGCCAAAGAAAAAUUUGUAUUAUUAAUUAUACCAAAUUCUAAUGAUUGGGAGAAAGAAGAUAAUAUUAAUUGCCUUUUUACUGGAUUGUCAGGGUUAUUACGUUGGAGUUCAAGUGUUGGCACAAAUUCCACAAACUUCUUUAAUACUUAUCAUAGACAUUAUGAAAAAUAAUUCACUGUUAAAAAAAAAAGAGUGCCAAAAAUUAUCUUUUUUUAUGAACUUAUCAACAUAAUCCAGACUUGUUAGUCUACAAAAAAUUGUUACUUGUGAUUAGUGUUUAAAAUCAGAAGUGAUUGAUUUAUGGCAACCCAAUAGAAUUUUAAGUGGCUUGACCAUUGUAGCUAGAGCUUUUCUCAGGGGCUUAGCUUUUAUUCUGAGCUGACCACUGUCCAGAGUUGUAGGAGCAUGAUUUCACAACAUUGAGCUUUUAAUGUCAAAAAUGUUGCUGGAGUUUAACUAGGCUUCUACCAAUUACGUAAUUUCUUGAUACAAUAAAAGUUAAUUGACCUAUGAUCACAGUUCCUCUGGAAGUUAUUAGCUUGAAAUGGUAAGUAACAAUAAAAAAGGAUAAAAAACAGAUACUUGUAAUAAAGUUUAGGAAUUUUGUCAGUUUUUAAGAAAGCCAACCAAGGUUUAUUUGACAAUAACAAAUAAGUUAUUAUUGUUUUAGUUCUGAAUAAAUGAAGUAGAUAAUGAUUUAGAAAGUACCUACAUAAAGAAGUGUUAGUAACAAGUUUCUUCAGCAGUAAACAUGCGUAAAAAUUACAGUGUACGUUUUGAUUUUGUUUAUGUCUUUAUAAGAUAUCUAUAAAUUUUUAGAUACAAGUUUUAACACUGUAGUCUAAUAUUGUUGUUGUAGAGAAAUACCUGAUCAUUUGGGUCAGUAUUUUUAUAGUACUGCUACAUUGAUUCUUGACAUUAUGAUUUAAUAGUCCCCCACGUGGAAUUUUAUAACAUUAAAUCUAUACCUUUAAAUACUAUACCAAUUCAUAUUUUUUUGCUACCGUUAAUAAAUUUUUUAUUAUGAGAAUUAUCACAGUGUUGUGAUAUGGUUUACCUGCCAUUCAAUGUUGUGCUUAUACAUGUGAAGACAAUGUUAUUGUACCUGGAGUAUAUUGUAGGGAAGCUAUCUGUGUAUAAACGAUUAAAGCUUGGACCUAUUCAAUAGUUUUGUGUAGAAUGUUGCAUAUGUCCAAGGAAGUUGUGGCAGUUAAAAUCAUUACGUGUAUUUAAUAGUAAACUUGUAUAUUAAUAAUUUAUAGUAUAUGGAAGAUCUCAUACGUAAUUCUAUUUUUUUUCCACAAUAAGCUAUUGCUCUACAGCCAUUGUUCCACAUUGCUAAGAAGUGUGUUGUUUUUCAGUUUGUAUUUUAUGUAUUGAUGUUUCAGGGUUUUACUUUGAGUCUAAAAUAUCCUCUAAUAUCUGGGAGGGUAUGUCUAACAAAGUGACCUAUGAAAAUGUUGUAUUUUUUAUUAAGUUUCUCAGCUACUUGAUAUUUUGGACAACAAAGGAAUCUGUAAUUGAAACGACUUGAAAAUCAUGAACAAUUACACAGAAUGAAUAAAUAGCAAGCCUUCUUAGAUAUAGUUCCAAUAUUUACUACUCAAAGGACAGUAUCAAAAUAAUGUCUUUGUUCUUUUAUAUAUUUUUUACUUGCAUAAAACAUGGAGGUGGUUAACACUUGGGAGUGCAGGGUACAUUGUGCAAGUAAAUUUGAAGUAAACAUUCAAAUUCGAUGACGAGGAACCCACUUUGAGACUAAUAAUGGCUGGAGACGGCUUGAAUGGGUAAUGAAGAAAAACUUUAAUAUAAGUUUAACAUAACAGCAAAUGUACAACGUUUCGACAAGGUUUUGUCAUCAUCAGGUUGCUGUUAUGUUAAACUUAUAUUAAAGUUUUUCUUCGCUACUCAUUCAAGCCUUCUCCAGCCAUUAUUAUGUAAACAUGUAUAUAUCAACUGAUAUGUUGUAGGAAUGGACAUUUUAACCUUAAAUUGAAUCUUUGAUAAUAUUGAUUGAUAUUUAAUAGUAAUAUUUACGUGAACACUCUAAUUUUUUUUCUUAAAGUUUCUGAGAUUGUAAAACGCAAGCCCUGUUUAGAACAUUAUAACCACAUGAAGAAGCCUCUUAAAGGCUUAAACAGAAGAAAUGAGUAAUUUGAAUGAAUACGGCACUAUUAAAAUUAUCGUACAGGUUAUUUAACGGUUUAAAUAUAUAAUACUAAAAUAAUGCUGAAGUUGUUUUACGUUGGUCAGGUGUUUUUGAUACAUGAUUUUUCAUCCAAUAUGGAAAAUUUAAAAUACGGAAGUGUUGGUGUUAGAUAAACGAGAACAAUUUGAAGACAAUAAUUUCAUACAAUAUUAAAUUAUAUAUAGUCUGUAAUGCGUCAUUUUACAAAUUAUGGUUUAAAAUAUAUUUCAUAUAACUUUCCUUAAUGCUCCAAUAUGAAACACUUAACAUUAACAAUUGAUAAGUGAAAUGUACAAAGUUGACUCUUAAGUUUUUGUGAUAAAUAUUAUUGCGAAAGUGUAUAAAACGGUCACCAUAGGUCAUUCUUAUAGUUACGAUAUUAGCAUCGAAAGUUUCACUAAAUAAUAGUGUAGUAGAUUGAGACAUCUUUUGUCCUGGUAAAAUUAUCAUGUGUGUAAUUUUGUUGAAAUAUCGGAUUAAAAAACGUAUUUUUUUAAAAUCCAACUGUAACAACCGGCCUUAAUGUUCCUAAUGGAAGAAUGAAUUAUUGCGUGUUAUCACUCAUUUUAUUUUAUAACAUUUUUUGUAUUUUAGAUUUCAAUCGGAAGAGUACAAUAUUUGUUUAUAAAAUAACAAUAUCUAUUGACAAGUAUAAUUGGUAUUGUUUGUAUAUUUUUCAGUCUGUAGUUUGAAACAGUAUUUUUUGUUUGUUUUUAAGAGUUGGAUUAUUUGUUGAAUAUUUCUUGCAACAGUGAGGUUUUAUCUGUCCAGUUAUUCUCACCAGUAAUAAACAAUUUAGGAACUAUGCCAAAUGUUGUGAUAUACGAUGGUUUAUUGCAGAUUUUUGGAAGUGACUUUUAUAAAUUGCAAAAGUGAUGUGAUUUUCCCCAACUUUUCUGUUAAUACAGUGAUGCUAUGGUAAAUUUCCAACCUCAGAAUGUUUUGUCAUUAUCUCUUUACUCUUUUUUUUUAUGUAGUGAUGGUGAUUCGCUUUUCAAGCGUUUGUUUAAUUAAAAAUACUUUAAACUUCCUUCCCUGUAGUUUGAGUAGAAAUCCAAUAAAUUACUUGUACUUUUAAUGUGUA
Limulus polyphemus (Atlantic horseshoe crab) is the source of this 6254-nucleotide messenger RNA. RefSeq names its product cytohesin-1-like. The transcript is spliced from 13 exons. Gene Ontology annotation, molecular function: guanyl-nucleotide exchange factor activity. Bases 356 to 1603 code for a protein of 415 amino acids. NCBI's taxonomy places the organism in Eukaryota, Metazoa, Arthropoda, Merostomata, Xiphosura, Limulidae. Gene Ontology annotation, biological process: regulation of ARF protein signal transduction. The record is from RefSeq and is a predicted model, not a curated record.